Messenger RNA from Carlito syrichta (Philippine tarsier), 1281 nucleotides. It is a transcript of the gene DNMT3L, whose product is annotated as DNA methyltransferase 3 like. NCBI's taxonomy places the organism in Eukaryota, Metazoa, Chordata, Mammalia, Primates, Tarsiidae. The record is from RefSeq and is a predicted model, not a curated record. Gene Ontology annotation, molecular function: DNA binding; DNA (cytosine-5-)-methyltransferase activity, acting on CpG substrates; enzyme activator activity. Gene Ontology annotation, biological process: negative regulation of transcription by RNA polymerase II. The transcript has 12 exons. Bases 1 to 1281 code for a protein of 426 amino acids. Gene Ontology annotation, cellular component: nucleus.
AUGGCCCUCUCUUGCCGGAGGACCUUACCCUUGGAGUCCUUGCACAGCUCAAACUCUGACCUCGCCAGCCAGUUGGACAAGGAGCAGUGGCGGCCGCCCUGUGAAACCCAUGGCAUCCCUGUGGCAGCAGCCCCAGUCCUGGACCUGGAGGCUGAAUGUAGCUUGGACGUGAUCCUGGUAGGCUCCAGCGAGCUGUCGACUUCCUCUUCACCCAGGCUGGGCAGAGAUCACAUUGCAUAUGAAGUCAAGGUUAACCAGCGAAACAUAGAAGACAUCUGCCUCUGCUGUGGAAGUUUCCUCGUUCACACACAGCACCCUCUGUUUGAGGGAGGGAUGUGUGCCCCAUGUAAGGACAAGUUCCUGGACACACUUUUCCUGUAUGACGAGGACGGGUACCAAUCCUACUGUUCCAUCUGCUGCUCGGGAGAGACACUGCUCAUCUGUGAAAACCCCGAUUGCACCCGAUGCUACUGUUUUGAGUGUUUGGACACCCUGGUCAGCCCAGGGACCUCGGAGAAAGUCCAUGCCAUGAGUAACUGGGUGUGCUUCCUGUGCCUGCCUUUCACCCGCAGUGGCCUCCUGCAGAGGAGGAGGAAGUGGCGAGGCCAACUGAAGGCCUUCUAUGACCGUGAGUCGGAGAGUUCUCUUGAAAUGUACAAAACCGUGCCUGUGUGGAAGAGAGAACCAGUGCGGGUGCUGUCCCUUUUUGGGGACAUCAAGAAAGAGCUGAUGAGUUUGGGCUUUGUGGAAACCGGUUCUGACCCAGGAAGACUGAGGCAUUUGGAUGAUACCACCAACAUAGUGAGGAGGAACGUGGAAGAGUGGGGUCCAUUCCAUCUCCUGUAUGGUGCAACACCUCCCUUGGGCCACACCUGCGACCGUCCUCCCGGCUGGUACCUGUUCCAGUUCCACCGGCUCCUGCAGUACGCACGGCCCCAGCCUGGCAGCCCGCAGCCCUUCUUCUGGAUGUUUGUGGACAACGUCAUGCUGACCAGAGAAGACCGGGCCAUUGCAAGUCGUUUCCUGGAGACAGAGCCUGUGACCAUCCCGGACAUCCAUGGCAGAGCCCUCCAGAAUGCUGUGUGUGUAUGGAGUAAUAUCCCUGCGGUAAGGAGCAAGCACUCAGCCCUGGUUUCAGAAGAGGAGUUGUCCCUGCUGGCUCAGGACAGACAGAGAGCAAAGCUUCCCACCCAGGGGCCCACCAAACUGGUGAAGAACUGCUUUCUCCCCCUAAGAGAAUAUUUCAAAUAUUUUUCAACAGAACUCACUUCCUUCUUAUAA